Corylus avellana is the source of this 847-nucleotide messenger RNA. Its product is annotated as ribulose bisphosphate carboxylase small subunit, chloroplastic. NCBI's taxonomy places the organism in Eukaryota, Viridiplantae, Streptophyta, Magnoliopsida, Fagales, Betulaceae. The record is from RefSeq and is a predicted model, not a curated record.
AGGUUUUCAGCUCUAGCAAGGAAUUUUGAGGAGAGUUGUAAGAAAGAAAGAAACAUCGAUGGCAUCUUCAAUGAUUUCAUCGGCCACCGUUGCCGCCGUCAACCGUGCCACCCCGGCUCAAGCCAGCAUGGUUGCACCCUUCACCGGCCUCAAGUCCACCUCAGCUUUCCCGGUUACCCAGAAGACCAACGACAUUACCUCUCUCGCAAGCAAUGGUGGCAGAGUGCAAUGCAUGAAGGUGUGGCCUCCACUUGGAUUGAAGAAGUUUGAGACUCUUUCCUACCUUCCACCACUUAACUCCGAGCAGCUGGCCAAGGAAGUAGACUACCUUCUUCGCAAGGGUUUGAUUCCUUGCUUGGAGUUCGAGUUGGAGCACGGAUUUGUGUACCGUGAGCACCACAGAUCACCAGGAUACUAUGAUGGGCGGUACUGGACCAUGUGGAAGCUGCCGAUGUUUGGGUGCAACGACUCUUCCCAGGUGUUGAAGGAGCUUGAGGAGUGCAAGAAGGAAUAUCCCCAGGCCUUCAUCCGAAUCAUUGGAUUCGACAACAAGCGCCAAGUGCAGAUCAUCAGUUUCAUUGCCUACAAGCCUGCUAAAGGCUACUAAUGAUUUCAUCAUUUUCAAAACUGUUAAUUAUGAUUUGCUUUUAAUCUCUACAUCUGCCCGUUUGGGGGGUCGGUGCUCUGUUUAAAUUUGUAUCUUUUGCUUUCCAAGACCCUUUAGUUUUUUCUGUCUCUCAUUUGCGAGACAAUGUAUUUGCUUUCUUUUGGAUUUAUGUUUUUCGGAUUCCCUAUGGAAUUAAUGGAUGAGAUCGAUCUAAUGAAUAAAGGGUUAGUUUCUUGCCAA